Molecule: messenger RNA, 390 nt
Organism: Neogale vison (American mink)
Lineage: Eukaryota; Metazoa; Chordata; Mammalia; Carnivora; Mustelidae
Product: putative protein ZNF720
Exons: 4
Coding region: 1-390 (129 amino acids)
Biological process (GO): regulation of DNA-templated transcription
Source: RefSeq, a predicted model, not a curated record
AUGCAUAUUAGCUUCAAACCCUUGGAACAUCAUGAAUGUGGAAAGACCUUCAUUUUGGUGUACAUUGGAGUAAACACCAGACAGUGCAUUAUAAAAGGACUGCUGACCCUCAGGGAUGUGACCAUAGAAUUCUCCGAGGAGGAAUGGGGAUGCCUGACCCACACUCAGCGGCAACUGUACAGGGACACGAUGUUAGAGAACUAUGGACAUCUCCAUUUCUUGGGUCUCACUGUGUCAAAGCCAAACCUGAUCAUGUUUUUGGAGCAAGAGAAAGAGCUCUGGGAUAUGAAGAGAAAGGAGACUGUAGCUCUCCAUGCAGGUGGGUGGGAAUGGAGAUACAGGAAAGUGAUUUGUGCUACACCACGACCAUACCGCAAAAUUCUCUAUUAG